This is a messenger RNA of Drosophila kikkawai, 3316 nucleotides long. RefSeq names its product matotopetli (gene topi). Gene Ontology annotation, molecular function: DNA-binding transcription factor activity, RNA polymerase II-specific; RNA polymerase II cis-regulatory region sequence-specific DNA binding. NCBI's taxonomy places the organism in Eukaryota, Metazoa, Arthropoda, Insecta, Diptera, Drosophilidae. The record is from RefSeq and is a predicted model, not a curated record.
ACAUAAACAAUCGGCGUAAACUAUAUUUUGGUAGUGGCUCCAUGAUAAACGCUUCACCUGUCAACUCGCUGGCUCGCUGCCAGGUUGGAAACCGGAAGCGGUCGUCAUCCAAGCGGAAUAACCUGAUGUAAAGUAGUAGUAGUAAAGGAACUCUACAUCAUAAGUAAUAACUUUGAUCUUUGGCCAUAUCCUCAAGCUUAUGUUUCAAUUUUUCAAGCUUUGUUUACCUCAACUUCAUUUCGACCCAUCUUUGGCUGCCAAGGGAUCCUUAUAGAACUAUUCGAGCACAUGAGCACAUGGGACAGCUUCGCUUUGAAGGUAACCCUAUAGAGUUGGUUUGGGCUUCGUUGAGUUAGCUGUCAGAUUUGAUGACUUGCCAUGUGACCCAGGAAAGGCAUAACUCAGUUACCCAAUUACCGGCAGCCUGAACGCUUCGAACAGUUCAAAGUGUUUCUUUUUUCUUUCUGGAAAAUCGUAAUCUUUCAAUCUGUUCAAAAAUUUGGCCGACUGCGUCGACAAAACUAUACAAAAACCGGUAAGAAAUCCUUAAAGGCUAAAUGGAUUCCGAGGAUUUUGGAAGCCUUCAAGAAGGCGAGCAGCAGGCGGGGGAAUAUACACUGGCCGAGAUUGAGGUCGAUAUGGAGUCGCAGCUGACUCCCAAUGACCUGGACCCCGGUGCCACGGUGCUGCUCUCCAUCGAGGGCGACGAAGACGGCGAGCGAAUUAUGAGCCACGAGGAUCUAUCCAGGUGGUUUUUGGUAGAGCCGGCCGCAAGCCCGGCACCAAUGCCCACAGAUGUAGUGGUGCAGCGUACCCUAGAGGACCCAGCUCUCAAGCAGAUCCUCCAGGAGGCCGACGGCAAGCCGGACUUUGAUCCCGAGGCGGAGCAGAUGAAGAUACGCAGCUUCCUUGCAGGCAUUACGCACAGCAAGAUGACCACAGAGCAGUCUGUAUUUCAAGGAUACCGCCCCAACACAACAGGCUUUGGCAACCGGAGUAAGUGCCCCGAUUGCCUUGGCAGUUUCGAUGCCUCGUCGUUUCAGAAUCACUUGUGCAGCACCGAGGUCGAAAGGAAGUCCAAUCAGAAGUCCGUCGCCGAAGCUGUGGCUGACAAGCAGGCGGAGAAGCCACCAGCAGCAGCAGCAGCAGCACCUGAUCCCCCAGCUCCUCCUUCCCCCAGCAAACCGAACAGCAUACGAGUGGUGGCAGAAAACCAGAUCCGCCUGCGUCGCUUCUUGAAUGAUGAGCUGAAAUACGACAUAAACCCCGGAGUGGAUGGCUCGAGCAGCCGUAAGUCCGGUAAGGGACUUCACGAGUGCAGCAAGUGCGACCGCAAGUUUGUCCACGCCUCUGGGUUGGUGCGCCACAUGGAGAAGCACGUCCUGGACCUAAUCCCUUCGCAGAGUAAACCACAGCCGGCCGCAUCUCUGGCGGCCGGUCUCACUGCCGUGGUGAAGUGCAACUUCUGUGGACGGAUCUUUUACGAUCCGCAGGUGGCGUUGGAGCACGCCCACGUUCACUUUGAGGUACAUCCAAUAGCCAAUAGCCAAUCGGAAACGGCGGUCAAGUACACCACCAAUGUAGAUUUUAAGCAGCUUAUAAAGGACACGGAGUCGCUGCUGAGCGACGUUUGCUCGGGAGCGGCGAAGCUAGGGAAGCAGAAGAACAUGGAGGUGCUGGUGAAGAUGGAGAAGCUAGAGAAGCCGGAGGAGCUUAAAAAGCUGGAGAACCUGAAAAAAGUAGAGAUCCUGAACAGCCUGGAAGAGAAUUUAUUUAGCAUCUUGGUGCUGGGCAGCGUCCUGCAGUGUGAGUUCUGCGAAUACCUGUUCUCCGACAUCAGGGAGCUCCUCGCCCAUUCGGCCACUCACCCGGUAAAGCGGCGAUUCGAGUGCACCGCCUGCGACAUUAAGAUGGAUACUGCCAAGGAGGCCAGACUGCAUUUCGAGACGGACUGCAUCUUCAUGCGCGAGUCGCUGAAGUCGCUAAGCGUUUCGGUCAGCCGCUUCUUUGCGUGCAAUGUGUGCGAGCUAAAGUUCGCCAACUCUGAGCUGCUGCAGGAGCAUCGCUGCACCUACCAUCACUACUUUCCGCGGCUCAGUCCGCAUGGCGCGAGCCUGCUGCUCCCCUGCGAGUUCUGUGAGGUGAUAUUCGAAUCCGCCCGCGAGGUUCAGCCGCACAACGAGGAGAAACACCUAAGCAAGAAGAAACGAGAGAAGGAGACGCGUGGCAGCACGACCAGCGGUCGCCAGCGGCAGUACCUGUGCGACAUCUGCGGCAAGUCCUACACCCAGUCGAGUCACCUGUGGCAGCACCUGCGCUUCCACCAGGGUGUGAAGCCCUUCGUAUGCCCGGAGGAUAAAUGCGACCGCAAGUUCACCAUCCGACCGGACCUCAACGACCACAUCCGCAAGUGCCACACGGGCGAGCGGCCGUUUCACUGUCAGACGUGCGGCAAGCGUUUUCUCACCGGCUCCGUCUUCUACCAGCAUCGCCUCAUUCAUCGUGGCGAGCGGCGUUACGAGUGCGAACAAUGUGGCAAGCGAUUCUAUCGCGCCGACGCCCUCAAGAACCACCAGCGCAUCCACACCGGGGAGAAGCCGUUCAGUUGCCUUUUCUGCACCAAGACAUUUCGCCAGCGCGGCGAUCGCGAUAAGCACAUGAGGGCCCGCCACGCACACCUCGAUGCCAACUCGCGCCUCAUGAUGCAGAUGCAGAAGUUCCAGCUGGAGUCGGCCGCAGCCGCCAAGGCCAAGGGGGAGAAGACCCCGUCCGGAGUUGCGAUGGCUGCCUGUGGUAGCCACCCCUUGGCAGAGGGUUUGGAGCCCGGAGAGGUAGUGGCUUCAGAAGAGCAUCUGCACGAUCCCGAGCCAAACGGAGACAUGCCAAACUAUUUUGUAGUGGAUGAGUAUGUGGAGGGUGAGCCUGGGGAGAAUGACCUGAACGGUUUCAAUAUGCAGCAGGGUGUCUGUACCCUGGAAGAGGAGGGCUGCACCAUGGAGGAGGAGGAGCAGCAGAUAAUUCUGUACGAGACUCAGCCAGGAAGGGAUUUGAACUUGGGAGACGACCAGCAACCAGGACAGGAUUUGAUCACCUUCGACUAUAAGGAGGCUAAUGAGGAGCCAAUGCAGGACGAGGACUAUGUUCAAAUGCUUCAGGGCGACGAAAAUGCCAGGGUUGUGGUUGUGCAGAACAACCCAGCUCAGCCUAUGUUUUCCAAUUCCUACAUGUAAUCUCAUUUAAAUUCAAGCAAGGCGCAACACGAAUGAAGCCAUUUCCAGUGACGGGAAAUAUGGGAUAUCCUACUAUCUAUGUACAU